Rhineura floridana is the source of this 22364-nucleotide messenger RNA. RefSeq names its product spectrin repeat containing nuclear envelope protein 2 (gene SYNE2). Gene Ontology annotation, molecular function: protein binding. The coding region runs from base 451 to 20685 and encodes 6744 amino acids. The transcript is spliced from 114 exons. Gene Ontology annotation, cellular component: membrane. The record is from RefSeq and is a predicted model, not a curated record. Lineage: Eukaryota; Metazoa; Chordata; Lepidosauria; Squamata; Rhineuridae.
GGCUUCAAAUACUGAAUGUCUUCACAUCAGUGAGCAGCACAAGGCACAGAAAGGGCUGUCAGGAAAGAGCAACCAAAACGAUCAAGGGGUCGGAGCAACUCCCCUAUGAGGAAAGGUUUGGGGGCUUCUUAGUUUAGAGAAAAGGCAUUUAUAGGCAUGAGAGCCAGUGUGGUGUAGUGGUUAAGGUGUUGGACUACGACCUGGGAGACCAGGGUUCGAAUCCCCACACAGCCAUGAAGCUCACUGGGUGACCUUGGGCCAGUCACUGCCUCUCAGCCUCAGAGGAAGGCAAUGGUCAACCCCUCUGAAUACCGCUCACCAUGAAAACCCUAUUUAUAGGGUCGCCAUAAGUUGGGAUUGACUUGAAGGCAGUCCAGAAAAGAUAGGCAUAACAAUACAUUUAAGUUUGUUAGUUGAAAUGAGUUCGCAGUGACCCUAGAGCUUAAGAACAUGGCAUCUCCCCAAGUGCCACCGACAGACGAAGACCAGCCUUCCACAGACAUCGAUGAUCUCCAUUAUUCACUGCAAGUGGAGCAGGAGAAUAUGCAAAAGAGAACCUUCACAAGCUGGAUCAACUCGCAGUUGGAAAAGCAUUCACCACCGUCCAUUGUCUCAGACUUGUAUACAGAAAUCAGGGAGGGACAUGUGCUUUUGGAUCUGCUGGAGGUCCUUUCAGGACAACAACUGCCACGUGAGAAAGGAUCUAACACCUUCCAGUGCAGAAGCAACAUUGAAAAUGCCUUGACUUUCCUAAAGAACAGAUCGAUCAAACUGAUCAACAUCCACAUUGCUGAUAUCAUUGAAGGGAAACCAUCCAUCGUGCUUGGACUGAUUUGGUCAGUCAUAUUGCAUUUUCAUAUUGAAGAGUUAGCCCGGACUCUUUCUUGUGGGUACAGUCAUCCUUCUACAGACAGUUCGAGUGCUGUAGAGUCAUCGCCGACAGCAAGCCCGCCAGCAAAAAGAAAUGCUAAAGCAAAGGAACGAUGGAAGAUGUCGGCAAAGAAAGCUCUGCUGUUGUGGGCUAAGGAGCAGUGCGCCAUGCAUGGAUCUAUCAGUGUUGCAGAUUUCAAGUCUAGUUGGAGGAAUGGAUUGGCUUUCUUAGCUGUCAUUCAUGCCUUAAGGCCAGACUUGGUUGACAUGGAGAGAGCAAAAGGUAGACCCAACAAAGAUAAUCUGAAGGAGGCCUUCCAAAUUGCAGAGAGGGAGCUAAAUAUUCCCCGGCUACUUGAACCUGAAGAUGUUGAUGUCAUCAGUCCAGAUGAGAAAUCCAUCAUGACCUAUGUGGCUCAGUUUCUGCAGUGUUUCAAAAGUUUACCUGUGGCUGAAGUGGAGAUGCAGGGAAAAGUCAACCAGACCUUGAGCUGGCUGGAUGCUCAGGAAAAGAAGUUAGCAAAGUUGCUAACAGAGACUGAGAUCAUGGCCUUCCACACGAAGUUCCAAGAGAUGCUGUUGUUUAUGGAAACAUUUCACGAGGAGAAAAAGGCUUUCCUGUCUGUACUGUCACCCAAAAGAAAAGCAUCGGAACUGAGCGGAGAUUACCUGAGGAUAAGAGAAGUGUGGGACAGCCUAACCUCUCAGAUGAAUGAAUGGAAAGCAAAGCUGGACCGUUUGUUACCUCCACCUCUAGAUGCAAUUGAGUCCUGGCUGCAAGAGAUUGAACAUAAGCUGGCAGAAGAUCUACCAGACUUUCAAGUCCCCUGUAAAGCAAUGGUUGCCCUUGAAGGAAAAAGGAGGUCCAUCGAGGGCCUGAUGGAAUGUUUUGAGCAACACUUGGAGACUCUGCAGUCGUUUGAGAACAAAGACGAGACAGGCAUGCUGCUGGUGCCACCUCAGAAGCUGGAAGAAAUGAGGAAGAGGUUCAGCAACAUCCAGCUUACAGAUUUCAACAUCCUUGUAGAAUAUCACCACUUGUUCUGCUCGGUUAUCUUGGAGGAACUGAUAUCUAAGUUGAAUGUCUGGCACAUCAAAUAUGGGACCAAGGAGACUGUGGAGUCACUGCUCUCAGAUUGGAAUAGUUUUAUUGAAGAAAAAGGAUUCCUUGGUCAUCUGGAAACUGCAUUUCAAGUGUGUGAAGAGAAGAAGAACAAGAUUGUGACCACUUCUAAUAUGGGAGCUGAUCCUGAGGAUGCAAGCAAACUAUUUAAGGUGGUAGAAUCUCAGAUUUUCAGAUGCAAAGAAUACAUUGACAAUGUGAAUGCAACCUUGCAAAAGAUUUUGUCAUCCUGGGCCACCUAUACGGAGAACAUGCACUUGCUGAAAGCUUGGCUGGAAGACACACGAAAAGAACAUCCCAAAAAGGUUCCCACAGAGACCUUAGCGGCCUGGAACUUCCGGCACGGAUCCUUAAAUGAAGCGGGAAACUUUUUGAUUGAAUCCAGCAAUGAGGAAGUCGGGUCAGCUGUUUCCAGUGAGCUGAAAAAACUGAACAGAAAAUGGGCUAAGCUAAUAAAGAAGACACAGUUUGAGAUGAGGUUACUGAAAAUGGAAGAGGAUAAAAUGAAGCUAGCAACUGACAGUAAUGGAAAUGUGGAUCCUCCCACGCUUGCAGAACAGGAUACAUGUGGCCGUGCGGUGGAUAGCUCAGAGGAGGUUCUUAAGAUGCAAUUUGAAAAUGAAGAGAUUCUCCCGGUCAGUCUCGGUGCCGGUUCACUAGUUCUGGAAGGAUCCUUUUCCGAAGAAGAAAUUAAGCUAAAUUUUGAAGAUGCUCACAAGGAGCUUGAAGCAUCUGUUUUAAAAGCUAUGCAACUCCUUGGCCAAAAGACAAGGCCCGAGGGACCAGUUUCAAAACAAGAAGAAGCUUUUAGCAUCUUGGAUACCAACAUCCUCCACAAGUUUUUGAAAGCAGCGGAACAAUUGAAAGACAUUUCGCCCAUUGAUGAAAAGGCAGCGGUGGAGGAAAAGAGCAAAGAUGUUCAUGAGAGAUGGGAGGCAGUUCGCCGUGAAAUUGUAUCCUAUGUUCAGUUAAAAAUGGAAAUUGAACGAGGGGAAUUGAAUAAGGCCUUUUCAAAACUCAACAAGCAAAUAAAUAGAGAAAAGAAAUUGCUCCGCGCAGGAAAAACCAAGGGCCUCAUCGAGGAACAUGAGGCAAUAUUUUCUCAGCAAGGUAGCCUGGGCGAGCUUGACACUUCCUUGCAAGCACUGAAAGCCAUGAGCCAGAAAAUGAGGGAGGAAGAGAAGGAGGCUGACAGCCAGACGCCAGUUGCAGAAUAUAAGCAAAAGAAAGAAGAGCUUCAGAGACGGGCUGCAGCUCUUUACCAUGAGCUGGUGUCUAGGGCUGCUGAUGGCCAUUCACCUAAGAGAGGAGGUUUUGCCCUUGCUUCUGCCAAUGGAGAGAAGCCGUCUUCUCUGACUCCUGGUGAUGGGUUUUCAACUGAAAGGAACCCAGGAGAUGUUUGUAAAAAUGUGGAACUAGAAAAGAAACUUCAAAACAGAGGACGACGUGCAGAGGAAUUGGGAAGAGACGGAGACUUGCCUCUGAAGACAUUAAAAGAGAGCUAUGACACAGAGCGGCAUAAUCUAAAGCUUCAUUUAAACACCAUCAGAGAGAAAGUAGCACCUGCUUUUACCGAUGAUGUGAAAGAUAUUUCCUGCCUUCAGAAUAAGCUGCAUGAGCUGGAGGCCUUAGAGAGUAAAGUUAAUUCUUCUUGGAAACAGUUUGAAACUACAGCUUUUCAGUUAGAAAAGCUUUCUGGCGAAAUGGAAAAACCCGCCAUCUGUGAAAAGUCUCGGGAAGAACUGCUCAGAGAGUGGAACAAACUCCAGAAUGAUUUAAAGAAAAGGAUGGAAUCUUUAACGGCUGUUUUGGCACUUUUAUCGCCAAUAGAAAAAGAAUGGGUUCAGUUGUGCGACUCGGAUGAAGAGCUCCGCAAAAGAGACAUACCCUUCAGCAUGCUAACUAAUACUAGCCUUCCGUUCAAGAAAGUGAAGAAAAUGGGGACAUCUAUAGCAAAUUGUAUCGAACGGUGCUGCUUGCUAGAGCAACAUGGCCCUGAAGGAGCAAAGGUUGACCCAACAGAAUGGGAAGAAAUAAAUGCAGUCAUUAGUAAAUACAAAGUGCGAUUGGAAGAACUGGGUUGUAAGAUGCAGGCCUUGGAAACGAUCCUGCGUGACCUUGAAACUUUCCUGGCUUUCCUGACACGUGUGAAACGGUCUGUGGAUGCCUCUGCACCUCUGAGUUGUACUCCAAAAUUGACCGAGGAAGUUGCCCCACAGGAGGUUUCUCUGAUGAAAAGAGAGGCUAAAUCUCUUGAUGAGAGGUUAAGGCGAGUCAGUGUUUGCUUGGAAGAUGCGGAAAGUGGUAAAAAGAUAAGUUGCGAAGAUCUCGUUGCUGCUUUACCUGUCAAGGAAAUCCCUGCUGUUGCCCCUGCGGGGGAACGAGAUGUUGACCAGAACAGGGAAGCGCGGGAAGAAUUUGUCUUGAAGAACAGCGAGCUGUUUAAAAAUAUUCAAGAUGUACAUGAUAAGAUCAGCAAAAUAGGCUUGAGGGAGCCAACAAUUCCUGCAAUUCAGCAAAGGUUGAAGUCGCUCAGUGAACUGAGGCAGAAACUGGAUCGCCUUGCUGUGGAAAUGAGAUCCAUGAACGAAACAGUCGGUCAGCUUUCACGGUCCACAAAGGGCGAGGGAGAAGAAGUCAGGCGACAGUGGAGACUCACGGAAGGCUUAUGGAAGAAAACAAAGCUCACUAUUGCUGAAAAACAGGAACACUGUGUGAGGGUGAUGGAGCUCUUGAAGCAAUAUCACAGCUGCAAAAACUGUCUGACAAGCAUUAUUCAGAAGCAAGAACAUACCCUCUCACAGCAAGUGUCUUACAUGGGGAAAGAGAACCUGCAGAGGAUAACUGCCAAGGUCAGCAUGGUAAAACAAGAAUUUAACAACCAUUCUGAAGAUGUUGACAGAAUAAACCAGAUCUGCAAAAACCUUCAGUCCCAGCUGAACAAAAUGAAAAGCUUUGAGGAUCCUCCUUUCGAGAAUGAGGCUAAUGCUAUUGUGGACAGAUGGCUGGAUAUCAAUGAACGGACUGAAACCUAUUGUGAUAAUUUGGGAAGAGCUCUGGCUUUAUGGGACAAGCUCCUUAAUUUAUCCAGUUUGAUCGAUGAGUGGUCAACUACAGAACUGAAGCACGUAGAUGAUGGCCACCUGACUGAAAAGGAGUUGGCAGAGUUGGAGGGUGGCUUGCAGUUCCAAGAAAAAAACCUAGAGGAGUUUGACUCAAAGGUGGAUGAAAUACAAAAUCUCCUCAAUGGCAACGAGCCUCCACUUGAAUUGCAGGUCAUCAAAUCCUCUCUUUUGAACAAAAUGGAGCUAAUAAGAAAGCACUUAUCAAACCAGCUGAUACCCACUGAACUCAAUGGCAAUUCAGCUGAGCUGAAAGGAGAUCUUGACCUGGCCAAGACGCAGAUUGGAAUGACAGAAUCACUUCUGGAAGCUUUGCUUCCCUCUGAUACCUUGGAGAUCUUUACUAAAUUGGAGGAAAUACAUCAGAAGAUUCUACAGCAAAAACACCAUGUGAAGUUGCUUCAAAAAGAGACUAGUUGUUUGAACCCUGAAGUGGUUGAAUUAAAGAAACAACUCAAAAGUGUCACUGACUUGUUUAAUUCCAAAAAGCAAAUCUUUCAGGAUCACUUUACAACUCUCCUGAAUUAUCGGUGUAAGGAUUUCAGUGACUGGUUCAGCAGUACCUGGCUUUCUCUGAAGGAAUGUUUUGAUCCCUCAGAAACAAAAGAGAUAUUAGAAGAGAAAAUUCAGCGGCUGGUGAGCUUCCUAACUUUUGAAGACAAAGGCAGUGGUAUCCAAGAGGUGAAAGUUCUCCUGAACCAGGUGAAGAGCUAUUUGCCCAAAGUGAAUGUCAACCAGCUGAGCAGCUGGGUGAGGGACCAAGAAGGGGAAUUACAAAGAGUGACCUCCAAAUGUCAGGCACGAGAAAAGGAGCUCCGCAUCUCCUUGCAGCAAUUUGCCAGGCUUGAAUAUGAAUUUGGUAGCAUAGAGGGAUGGCUAAGUCUUCAGGAAGAGAAAUGGCAAGAGAGUCGUCAAAUGGAGAAGCUGGAACUUGAACAUUUUUAUCAAAUUCUACUAAAACAGAGAGAGUCAUUUGAUUCUUUUGCUUGGCUGGCAAACUCAUUGCAGAGUUCUGGAUAUUCAAAUGAUGACGUGGUACUAGAAUCCGCUCAGCUUGUCAGCAGGUACGGGAUGUUGCUCACCUCUGCCCGUAAAAGCCUUGGUGCUUCUCAGGUACUUUUUGCAGAGGAAAAGAAUUUUGAAGAACUUGCCCAGAGUAUGUUCUGCUGGGUGCAGAGGCUGAAAGAGUCGGUCCUUGGGCUAAGGUGUAAAGAAUCCAAGACACCGCUGGAAGAAAGACUGAGGCAAAUAAAGGAGAUUGUACUGCUGAAAGACGAGGGUGAUGCUAAGCUACAAAACAUUGCAUCUCUUGGGGAACACUUGAAGAGUGAUGAUGGGAGCAAGAACCUCGCUGUUCAGCACAUGGUCUCUGAUGUCCGAAACCAGUGGGAGGGCACCAUUCACCUGGCUACCGAAUAUCUAAAGCACCAAGAACAGCUCCAUCUUCAAAGGGAGCAAGACAAGCAAAGAGAAGAUGAUAUAAGGGCAGCCUUGGGUGAACUGGGAAAACAGAAGCAGGAGUCAAGUCUUGAUUGGCAACGUGGCUCACAGGAGGUGCAGAGUCACUUACCAUAUCAUACUGUGCUCCUGCAGGAAGCAGAGAAUUUAAGCUUCCUUUCCAAUGAACUGGCAAGACAGCACACUUCUUUGGAGACUUUCACUGAUGGCUCCAUCUCCAAAGAAUCACUGGUGGCUUUACAACAUCUCCAUGAAAAUCUCCUUCGCCAGUUGCAGAAUACAGCAAAACUCUUGGAAGGACACGCAGAGGAGUAUCAACGUUGCAAAGAGCUGAUGAUUCACUUGAGGGCUGCCCUGAAGGAGCUUUUGGAACCUACUGACAGAGAGCAAAAGCAGGUGCAACAAAAUACUCUUUGCCAAGCUGAAGAGGCAUUACAGGAGAUUAUAGCUGUAGUAGACUCUGUCAGGCAGAAGAUCGCCACGUUGGAGCAGGAGCGCAUUAAGGAUGAGAUGAGCACACCGCAGACGAAACAGAGGAAGCGUUUGAAAACUAAACUUGGACAUGUGGAAGGGUCAGAGGCCGGGAAUGUCCAGAGCAAUAUCCUCAAACAAGAUGCCAUGCAGACCCAGCAGAAGGUUGAUGGAGUAGGAGAUGCAGGGAAACUGCUUAUCUCUGGCAUUCCCUUUGCUGCUGGAGAGAUUGUCAUGAUGGAAGUGCCUGAAGAAGGCCAGAAAGGAAGAUUAGAAAAGCCCUUUAGAGUGAAAAAUGAAGUGGGCAAAGAAGCUCCACAACUUCUCUGGGAAUGGCUGACAGAUGAAGAGCCAUUGCCAAGUUCUGCACCAGCUGAAUCUAGAGAAGGACCAGCUUCAGUUGUUGAGGGGCUAAAAGGCAGUUUGAUGGAAGUCCACAAUUUCCCAGGCUCAACAAGUCAGAGUGGAAAGCAGCUGCAGAAAUCUGGACAAAUGCUGCCUGAUGAUAAUCUUCUCAAUGAGCUUCAGCAGCGACAGCUUGGCUAUCAAAAGAAAUUGCAAGCCGCACAUUGCUGGUCGGAAUUGCCUCUAACCACUUUGCCACUAAUGAACGGAAAAGUGGUGGGGACUAACCCUGCUCCUUCGUCCAUUACGCAUCCAUCACCUGAAAGCAAGGGCUCAGAGCUGGAAAUGAUUUCCCAGGGGUGUCAGCUUCUUCCUGAAGUCCAAGCGACUGCACAAUAUGCUGAGAUGGUACAAAAGGUCAACAAAGUGAAAAGCCUGGCUGCAGAGUUAGACACUGUGUUGGUGGACGAUCAACUGAGAGAGAUAGCGAAUUUAUGUACUCAACUGGAAAAACAGAAGGCCAGUGCUUUGUCAUGGCAAGGAGAAUGCUUGACCACUGCAGAAAGAAGCAAAUCAGGUGUGCCACAACCACGCAGCAUAGAAGCUUCUGACUGGGACAGACUACUGCAAGAUUUAAUAGCUGUUAAAGAGGCCAAGCAGACUCAGUUUCAUUUAGUAAAUGAUUACCAAGAAUGCCUUGCUGCUGUCCAGUCUUCAAUGAAACAUUUAUCGGCGGAAAAAGAAAACAUAAAAACAAGGGGACCCGCAGCAGACACAGUUCUCCUGGAGAAUAUUAAGAAGUGCUUGGCUUCUAUGCAGAAAGAGAGAACCCUUUUGAACAAGCUGAAAACUGCACAAGAAAACCUAUCUAGACAUCUAACCAGGAUGGACGAGGAGUCAACUCAAAGCCAGGUGACUCAAGUUGAGCAAUGGUGGAGACAAAUGGAGGACUCCCUUCAAAGGAAACAGCUCCGGGUUGCAGCGCAAGCCAAUGAAUUUAAAGUGUUCAUAGACAAGGCACAGGACCUCAGAAAGCUGUUGCAACAGCAGCACCAUUUGCGAACAGGCCUGGACAGUCAUAAUGAGGAAGACCGACCACACCCAGCAUUGAUGGCCAUAGAGCUACAAACUCUUAAACAGAGUGUCUCCCUGUUAAAAAGAGGUGCCGAGUUGCAAAUGAAAAGGCUGUGGAGUGACCCAGGAAAAAGAGCUCUGGAAAGCGCCAUAAACAAUUUGCAGAGCCAAGUGGACGAACUAGAGCAGCUGACCCCUAGGGAGGAUGCCCCAAGGACUGGCCAUUAUCCCCAAGCAUAUGGAAUUACAAAGAAGCUAGAAGAGGCCAUUGUGUGGGCCAGGGUCUCGUUGCUCCAUCUUGAGGAGAAGGUCGCACUUUUCCCAGAUGAUCUAAUGUCACAGAUCAAAAGCUGUCAGGUUCUGCUCAGUGCCGCCAAGGAGAAAGAAUCAGAUCUCCUGCUGCUGGCUGAUGAGGCCCGGCGCAUUGCUCCUCAGCUGGAACCAAGAGAAGCAUCUGCCCUCAGCUUCCUUUCAGAAGAGUUACAAACCUGCUACCAAGACCUUGUGCUGAAAUUAGUUCAGAGGUUGCAGCAGCUGGAAUCUCAGCUUGAAAAGAGACAACAGUUUUUUGCAGACACAGAAAAGGUGGGAACCCAUCUUCGAGACACAGAGAGAAUGUCUAGCCCCGAUACCGGUGACACAAGCCUGAAGCCAGAACUGGACCACAGGCAGGCCCUUUUAGAAGAGGCUGCAAAGGAGAUACAGGAGGCAGAAGGCCUUGUAGAUGCAAAUUGCAAAGAUGCACCUCAGGGGCUAUAUGUAUUUGAGCAGUUGUUUCUAAAUGACUCUUUGACAAGCCUCAGGAGCAGAGCUAAGAGAGCCCACAGGCUAAUCCAGAUUAAUUGCCGUACAGUACAAAACAAGAUAGAUGCCUAUGCAAAACUCUCGGGAAAGCUCAUGUCAUUGCAGCACAGUCUUGACAGUCUCCAGUGUGAUGAGCUGGAACUGGAAGCAGCAGAUACAGAUCAAGACAUUAAGGAUAAAUUGAGUGUGCUUAAAGAGAGAGCUUUAGCCAUCCAGUCAAGUUUAUCGCAGUUGGAGAAAUACAAGGAGAUUUGGCAGUGCCUAAAUCUGAAAUGGGACGCAUCACACCUUGAUGAACUGCAAAGCCGGUUUUGCGAAAUGAAGAAUGAGCUUGAGCAGAGGAUUAACUUUUCUGCAAAAUGCAACAGGCACCAAACGGCACUCAGUGAGGUCGAGGCAAUCAUAUCUAUUAUACAGAAAUGCUGUGAUGAUUUAAAAGAUUGUUCCGACACUAUUGCCUCUGAAACCAGUCUGAUGUCUGAAAAGGUUUUGAGCUGGAGAGUGGCCCAUGCCAGGUACUUAGCUCAGGAGGCACUCAGACUGUUAGAAGAAAGCGAGGCCUUUGGUCCCUCUCUCAAGGAGGCCAAGAUGCAGCAAAUAAAGAGCUUGGGAGUAAAAAUAGAAAGGCUGGCAGAAAUGAUCCAGUCUAAGAUAUUGGCUGUUCAAGAAAAAUGCAGGCCUGAGCAAGGUCUUCAGAGCAAGCUGGGUCACAAUCUAGCGACCUUAAAGCAAAUUAAAUCUGAGCUCCAGCAGCCUGUCCUACUUGACUUGGAAAUACCAAUGAUCGUAUAUGAAAAGAUGUACUGUCAAGUGCUUGAAGAUGCUGUAGAAGCAGAAUCUUGUGCUGCUGAAGAUUCAAUAAAGCAAAGGAGAGGGGCUCAGGAAGAAAGAUCUUCCUUCCCUGAUCAUUUGGAGAGUGAAUUGGAAGAACUGCAAAACCUGAAAAUGCAGCUGAAACUGGACGUUGCUGCGCGUAGAAGUGCCUUAGACGAAGCCUUUGGGACUGUGAAGUCUUUCCGUGAAGUGGUCCAAAAGGCUGCCGACCUCCUCACUCAGCGUGAAGCCCUUGUCUCUCCUCUACUCAGCUUCGAUGAACUAGAAGAGUCCAGCCUCCUCUCUCACCAGAAACAAGAAGAAUUUGAGGCUGCAAAAGCUGAAGUAGGAGCACUGGCCUCCACAAUAGAUAACACAACUAAACCACAAGACAAAUUACAACUGAGGAAAACGCUUAGUGAUCUAGUCGCUAAGAGUUUGAUAGUAAGAGACAAGGAGCAGAAGAGAAAAUCUGAUGUGCAGAGGUGUUUGGAAAAAUACUGCAACUUCAAAAAAUCCAAAGAAGUGAUACGUGUUAAACUCAACAAUGUGGAAAAGAUGCUUCAGAAAUCUUUGCACCAUAUUCCAGUGUCUUACAAAGAAGCUUUAGAGCAGGCACAACAAAGCAAGAUGAUGUCCUCCCAACUGGUUUCAGUCGAAGAGGAUCUAAUGAGGUUGCGUCAAGCUUCAGGACAGCUGUGUUUGAUGUGCAAUGAAAACGAUGGUGUGCUGGUUGCCACUGUUGUGUCAGCUUUGUGGCUAAAGUGGCUUCAUUUGCUCAACACUGCGAAAGAAUGGGAGGGCAAAUGUGAAGAACAGAACCAGGAAUGGAAAUCAGUUAAUGAAGAAAUGGAACGAGAAACCAUCAUUCUAGACAACCUUCAGGAAGAACUACCCGAAAACCCAAAAGAGAAGGAAAGAGCCACCAAAGAGGAAUUGCAAGAAUUUCUGGACUGUGCAAACUAUUAUGAAGAAAGUGUGAAUGCCGAGAAAUUGCUGUUGCGCUUAAUAUUUCAGCGCAUAAAGAGCAUCCUUAGCAUCCCAGAAGGAGAAGGCCUUCCUAUUGUGAAUGAAAUUCACGCCAUGGAAAAUCGAACAAAAGAGCUGUUGCAAAAGGCUGAAAAGCAAAAGGAUGCUGUGCAGGCUGAGAUUGAAGAGCGAGCCAAGGUUAACGAGGACAUUGGUGCUGUCAAGAUGUCAUUACAGGACGCUUUAUCUCUGCUCCAUGACAUAGACUUACAAGCGUUUAACGAAAAGGCAGCGAAACUUGAGGAGAUGCAGAGAGCAAUUCACAGCCAGAAGCAAAUUCUCAAGCAGAUCAUGGAUAAAUUACGAAUCAAAUACUCUGAAAUGUAUACGAUAGUUCCUGUUGAGAUUGAAACUGAUUUGGAAGAUUGCAAGCAGACAUUACACAACCUUGAAGAAAAGGUCAGCGUUGAAGUCCUGAAAAACUCCCCGCACUACACCACAGAUAAAAAAAUAGAAGACAUCAACAAAGGCCUCCAAGCUGUUGAAAACAUGUUGCAGCAGAAGAGCAAGAGCAUUGCAAAAGCUAAAGAAAUCCAGAAGAGGAUCUGGGAUAUGCUAGACCUUUGGCAUUAUAAAAUGAAUGAGCUGGAUUUAGAAGUUCAAGAUGUAGUGGAACAAGAUCCUUGCCAGGCUCAAGAGCUGAUGGAUUGCUUGAUGAUUCCACGGCAACAAUACCAGCAGGUUUCGCAGCAUGCCGAGCGCAGAACUGCAGACUUAAACAGGGCUGCUAUCAGGAUGGAAGAAUGUGAUGAACUCCUGAAGAGCACCCAGGUUUGGCUUGAAAACACCAACCGCCUGCUCACAGAGGAAACUAAAACUGACUCUGCAAAAGCUUUGAAUAAGCAUGCCAAUGCACUCCAAAUGGCAUUUGAAGAUGCAGAACAAAAGCAAAGCAUUCUUAGUUCUAUUUAUCCAGAGUUGGAGGAGUUCUCCACUUUGAUUGAAACUGACAGCAUGGUGCAGAAGCUGAAUGAAGUAAAUGAGCAAGUGAAAGACUUGCAACUAAAGAUAAUGGGAAUUCUUCCACACAUCCAGCGCUUGGCCGAUGAGGUGGAAGCUAUUGAAUCUGAAGUGAAAACCAUGGAGAAGAAUGUGGACAAAAUUAAGACUAUCUUGGCCCCUUCAGAAGACAUGCUUGAUUUUUCUCCUAAGGAGCAUAUUAAACAUGGCCAGGUUAUACUGGCUCACAUCAGUCCAAUGCAGAAGACAAUUGCUGGAAUCCAGUCCUAUAAAGAGAACUUGAGGUUACCAGGCAUGAGAAUGCAACCCCUCUCCGUCUUCCAAAGAUCAAAACAACUUUUGAAAGAGCUGAAGACCUUAGAAAGAAUUACCAAGGAACAGAACGCACUGCUCGAGCCAAUUGUGAAAGAGUUGGAUGAAAGCGAGCAAGAACUAGACUUCCUGAAGCAGUUUCAAUUCCUGAAGGGUGACUUGGAUGAAUUGUCUACGGAAAUCCCAUGGCCUGCUCAGGCUGCCUCCUACCCAGAGGGCAAGGAGAUGGAAGAGAUAAAGCGGCGAAUUGCUCUCCUGUGUCAGAGGAAGGAGGACAUUCUAAUGACUGUGAAGAAUUCCUUGAUGGAGCUUCACCAGCGGCUGGAGCAGCCUGAAGCGGAAGAUGAAAUUUUGGAAUCCCCAGAGCUAGAAAAAAGCGAAGCCAGUGUUGACUGGCAGCGAAAAAAGCGAGGAUCAUUGUCUCUUCUACCUUCCUUGGUUGAAGAAGCUGAGGACAACUCAUUCCACAGUGAAGAAGUGGAUGCCAAUGAGCCAAAGCCUGUGUGUGAGAAAGCUGACCAGUGGUUAACUUCUUUGCCUCUGCAGAAAGCAGGAAGUGAUGAGGCUCUUGGCAAUCAGGCUGGGCUCAGCCUUGGCGAAAAUAUCUCUGAGGAGCCCUCGCUGCCUCCGCGUUUUCACCUCUCCAACAUUUUCCCACUUACUACCUUGGACCAGCCUCUUUUCAGUAAGCCAAAUGGUUUGCAGCAGCAGCAGCAGGAGCUGCUGUUGAAGCUAUCUGAACAAAGCAAUCUCAUUGACUUCCUCGAAGUGUACAUGGAGAAGAUGCAGCCACCGUCUGGCAACAGCACAGUCCUGCAAUUACAAGCAAGUGACGAGAGACCAACCUCAGGAAGUGAGCCCCUUGGUCUAAUUCCAAAGGACCAAACGGGUGACAAGUGGCAAUAUUUACAAGAGGAGCUGCUACUCAAGAGGAAUCCCCUUUGCUGUCAGUUCACUGAACCUCAGAUCUCGACCAAAAUAAAUAUUCUACCCAAGGGUGCCGCACCGAGUGUGAUAACUCCAACCGUCGAGGAGCUGAAAACGUACACUGCACAGCUUGGCGAUCUGAGCCAAGAAGCGUCUGUUCAGAUACAGGAAAAUGUGGCUGGAGAAGUUUCCUUAAACUUGGAUCAGAAACUCUUUGAGCUGUUUUUGGCAAUCAGCCGCUGCCUGAACAACAUGGAGCAGAUGUUAAACACCUGCGUGCUCACCAGUGAAGAAGCUCCCGGGCAACAGAUGCUUUAUGAGACUCUCUCUGCAGAGCUCCAAAACCUUCAUGCAGAUAUUGGCAAGAAAAAGGAUGACCUUCUGAGGUCCAUUGCCGCUGCUGGUGGUAACCCUGAUAAGUUCUCCCAGUGUUUUUGCAACUUGCAGGCAUGGCUGCAGUUGACACAAGCAGCUGCUGCUUCAAGGAGCAAGUCUAUGAAAUCUGAGUUGGACCAUUACAGUAAUUAUCAGGAUGAAAUCAGGCGAUUGUAUGAUAGGUUGAUUGAGAAAAGAUCGUCACUGCAACAGUCCUUCAGUGAAUUGAGCGAACACAGUAUCUCCAAGCAGCUCCAGAAAAUGGACACCUAUGAGUUGGAGCUGCAAAACUUUGAGAUGCAGACAGCUAAACUAAGAGACCAUGGAGAAAAACUUAAUUUGCCCGUUGCCCUAAUCCAUGAAGUGUAUAAACUAGAGGAUGUGCUGGAUGACCUCUGGGAGAUCCUACGAGCCAAACAGCGGGAGCUAACCUCUCCAUUUAUUAACGAGCAACAAUAUGAAGCUUUGUUACAGGGGCUAGCUGAGCUCGUAGAUCUUGGGCGAGAGAAAGUUGCUCACGUGUCAAAGCUAAAAACUAUCAGCCGACCUAAUUUACAGUUUCAUCUACAAAAUCACAAGAGCUUUUUCUGUAACCUUAAAACCCACAUGCUGCUGGUGCAAAUGUGUUCCAAAAAAGUGGCACCUUCUCUUUUACAAAAGAGAGAGAAAUCCUGGAACGGGCUGGUAGAGGAGGUCAAAUCUUUGGAACAGCAAGCAAUCCAACACGGAGCCCAUUUGGAAAGACUGUUACAGGACUGGAUAGAAUUUGACAAAAGUUACAUGUCUUUCUACCAAAAACUGGAGGCCCUCUCGUCCACUUUGCCUUCUGUGAGUUUGGUGGAAGAGACAGAAGAAAGGUUAACAGAAAGGACUCAGCUUCUCCAGCAAAUCAAAAUGAAUAUUGAAGGAGAACAGUUCAGGUAUCAUCAGAUAGUGAAAGAAGGAAAGAAUCUGAUGGGGCUUGUGAGCUGUCCUGAAUUGCAAAGCCAGGUUGGGAAGCUAGAAGACCAGUGGGCAUCUCUUUCCAAAAAAGUUGACCAUGAGCUCCAGAGGCUUGAGACCUUGCUCAAACUCUUGUCCAGCUACAACAGAGAUGCAAAGGAGCUGGAUAGCUGGCUAGAGUCUGCUCAGCAGCGUGUUAAUGACUGGAAGGAGCAGUCUCUGAAUGCCUCCCAGGAUCUGAACACUGUCAGAAACAAUAUAUGCAACUUACUUGCAUUUUCUAAAGAAGUUGAUGAGAAAUCUUCCUUGAAGUCAUUGGUCAUAAGCACUGGCAAUCAGCUCUUGCUUAUUAAGGAAUCAGAUGCUGCCAUGCUGCGGUCGGUUUUGGCGGCGUAUGAGCAGAAAUGGGCUGACCUGAUUGCUCCGUUGUCAAGCAUCCAAGAAAAGUUUCACCAGCUUCAGAUGGCAAAGUUGCCAUCCCAUGAGGCCAUCGCAGAAUUAACUGCCUGGAUGAAUCAUGUUGAACGUAAAAGAAGAGACAAGGCUGCCGUGAAUGUUCAGAGUCCUGCGUGCCAAGUGAAAGGCCUUCUCAAGAAGCACAAGGAAUACCUGAUGGAAAUGAACUUCAAACAGGGGAUAGUUGAUUAUGUCAACCAGUCACUGCUACAGAUGACGACUUGUGACGUUGAAAGCAAGCGUUACGAGAGGACGGCGUUUGCAGAACGCCUUGGGGAAAUGAAUCUGCAGUGGCACCGGUUGCAAGGCUCUCUGAAUGGAAAGGUAAAGGAGCUGGAAUGCAUUUUGGAAUCUGCUGCUGAAAACGAAAGCAGAUCCCAGUCCUUGGGCACCUGGCUGGAAGCACAAAGCAGAAGGCUGAAACGAGCAGAGAAACCGGCAAGUUCCAUCCUUGCGCAGGACAUAGCAGAAGAUUGCACGAAACUAGAAAAUCAGCUUGCGGUUAAAGCUAAGGUGGUGGAUCAGCUGCAGCAGGAUUACACAGGUUUAGGAGACUGUGCUGAGAAUCUGGAGUCAGUGUCGAGAAUCAACAAUUUGGAAGAAAUGAGGACCAGAGUCGUCAGCCAGGUUGCACAGCUGAAGAUCUUGACACAGUCUGCUCUAGAGCAGUGGCGGAUUUAUGAUGCAGCUUGGGGUGAAGUUAGGCUGAUGCUUGCAAGUGUUUUGUAUCUCAUGGAAUGUAGCAAGCCUCCUGUGAUGACACUUGUCACACUGAAAAACCAGGUGGAAAAUCUCCAGUCCCUUCAAGAUAAAGCAGAGAAUAAUGAAGAAAUCUGGGCUAAACUCCAAAUGGCUGCUGGUAACCUAAAGAAGCUGUGCGAUCCCUCAUUUUCAAAGAUUAUUGAGCAGAAAUACAAGGAGGCACGCACGAGGUGGACAUUGGUAAACAAAGACAUUGAAGAUCAGCUACAGAAAGCACAAACAUCUUUACAGCUUUGGGAAUCUUACACCAGUUUACAUGCGGAAGCGAUGGGAAAGCUAGAUAAGCAUGAAGAACAAUACAAUUCCCUUUUGGUGGCUGCCAUGCCUGCAAGCCCUACCAGAGACUUCCUUAAGCAGAAGAUACAGGAUGUGAAAAAACUGCAACUGGGCCUUCAGAAUAUCAAAGGAAACUUUCUUCAGGCUUCUGAGCUGGCUGAUAAAAUAGCUCAGCUGACUGAGCCAGCAGCACAGCCACUUCUUCCAGAGAAACUCCAGCCACUUCAAAGGAUCUCCGGUUUAGAGAAGAUGUUGCAGAUGAAAGAAAACGAGUUUCAGUUUGGCCUUUCACAACUGGAGGGUUUUGAGACUUGCUUGGAAAAACUGGAAAACUAUGUUAAAGGAUCCACAGAAGUACUGGACAAUCUCAAGCAAGAAGACAAAGACUUGGAUCCACACAUGAAACAAAUGUUGAGUCUCACGGCUUUGUCUCCUGAGAUGGAGAGCCUGAGUGAAGUCAGCUUGAGGUUGCCACUCAGUGACUUCACUGCAAAGAAACUGCAGAGCCUGAACUGGCAGUGGACCCAGAAGACAGCUAUGGCUCUGGAGCGAUGCAGUGAAUUGCAGGAUGUUCAGUCCGAUGAAAAGUUUCUUCAAAAAUGUCAAAACUGGGUGCAGUUCCUAGAGAAAAUGAAAGAGGGCUUGAUGGAGAAUGUGGGCGGCACGCUAGAGAAACUGCAGGAACAGCAGAGAGAAUAUGAGAUAUUGCAAGCAGAGGUUUCUGUUAAUCAGCAGACUUUUAAUUCUAUCGUGUCAAAAGCUCUGCACAUGCUGGAAGCGGGAGAAGCAGAAAACCGGACCACGUUUAUCUCCAAACUCACCCUGCUGAAGGAACAGUGGCAAAGCAUCAUCCGGAUGGCUCUGCAGAGGAAGAGCGAGAUUGACAACCGCGUCAAGCAAUGGCAAAAAUUCAAAACUUCACUGCAGGACAUCACAAAGUUCCUUACGGACACAAACAGCUUCAUAGCUGCUGCAAAAAGCCAGGACAAGUACAGCUUGCACCAAGUCAGAAAUCUGAGCCACGAUUUCAAGAGCAAGGAGAUCCUCCUUCAGAGGUGGCAAACCAGGUACGCCUUAACCUUGGACUCUGGGGAGACGUUGCUUGGUGUGGCAAACCCUGAAGCCAAAGCUGCCAUACAGCUGGAAAUGAAGUUAUUGCAAGACAACUGGAGCAACACUCAGCUUGAGCUGGAGAAGGUCACAAAGCAGCUUCAGGGCACCAUACAGACCUGGGAGAGCUGCAAAAGGCAAACUGAAAAGUUGGGCCUCAGGCUUCAAGAGCUCCAGGCAAACAUCAAAGAUCCUCUCCCAGUAGAGCAUGAUGAGAUACAGGCAGCUAAGGAGCACUUUAAGGAGCUGGAGAAGUCACUCUCCAAUUGGAGCGAAAACGCAAAAGAACUUGGCACUAUGAAGGCGGAUCUGGCUCGCUGCCUCCUUGCGGAAGAUGUGCUGGUCCUGCAAGAGCAAGUAGGGCACUUGCACAGACAGUGGGAAGAGCUCUGCCUAAGGGUUUCUCUGCGCAAGCAAGAGAUAGAGGACCGGCUCAAUGCCUGGAUUGUGUUCAAUGAAAAGAAUAAAGAGCUUUGCGCUUGGCUGGUGCAGAUGGAAAGCAAAGUCCUUCAGUCAGCUGAUGUCAGCAUUGAAGACAUGAUAGACAAGUUGCAGAAGGACUGCAUGGAGGAAAUCAACCUGUUUAGUGAAAACAAACUAGUUCAUCUAAAGCAAAUGGGUGACCAGCUGAUCAAGGCCAGCAACAAGAGCAGAGCGGCCGAAAUAGACGAGAAACUCAACAAAAUCAAUGAUCGCUGGCAGCAUCUUUUUGAUGUCAUUGGAGGACGGGUGAAGAAGCUGAAGGAGACCUUCGCUUUCAUACAGCAGCUCGACAAAAACAUGAGUAAUCUUCGCACUUGGCUGGCGCGCAUUGAAUCGGAGCUUUCCAAGCCUGUCGUUUAUGACAUCUGCGACGAUCGGGAGAUACAGAAGAGACUUGCAGAACAGCAGGAUCUGCAGCGGGACAUUGAACAGCACACCCCGGGUGUGGAAUCUGUCUUUAGUGUCUGUGAGGUCUUGCUGCACGAUUCUGAUGCCUGUGCCAACGAGACCGAAUGUGACUCCAUCCAGCAGACCACAAGAAGCUUAGACCGCCGGUGGAGGAACAUCUGUGCCAUGUCUAUGGAGAGGCGAAUGAAGAUCGAGGAGACAUGGCGACUGUGGCAAAAAUUUCUGGAGGACUACUCUCGCUUUGAAGACUGGCUGAAGACAGCUGAGAGGACGGCAGCGUAUCCAAACUCUUCAGAGGUUUCGUACACAAAUGCCAAGGAAGAGUUGAAGAAGUUUGAGGCAUUUCAGCGGCAAAUCCACGAGCGGCUCACCCAGCUGGAGUUGAUCAAUAAGCAGUACCGGCGGCUGGCCCGGGAAAAUCGCACUGAUUCAGCCAGCAAGCUCAAGCAGAUGGUGCACGAGGGCAAUCAGCGCUGGGACAGCCUCCAGAAGCGUGUUGCAGCCAUUCUCAGGAGACUCAAGCACUUUACCAAUCAGUGGGAGGAGUUUGUGGGCACUAAGGACAACAUCCUGGUGUGGCUGACUGAAAUGGACCUGCAACUGACCAACGUGGAGCACUUCUCAGAGAGUAACUUUGAUGACAAAAUGAGGCAGCUAAAUGCUUUUGAGCAGGAAAUAUUGCUAAGCACCAACAAGAUCAAUCAGCUCACAAUGUUUGGGAAGCACCUGAUUCAGAAAAGCGAGCCCUUGGAUGCUGUUGUGAUUGAAGAGGAACUGCAGGAACUUCAGAAGUACUACCAGGAAGUGUUUGGCCGUGUCUCCCGGUUCCAUCACAGACUGGCAUCCUGGCACCCAGGACUGGAAGAUGAAAAAGAGACCUCUGAAAACGAAGCCGAUGCGGAAGAUCCCAGGGGGAUGCAGCACAAUCCCUGGUGCAAAACGGCCAUGCAGGAAAUGCCGCCAUCCCAGCAGUCUCUGUGUCACCUUGUGCCCCCUGCAGUGGGUCACGAGAGGUCAGGUUGCGAGACGCCUGUCAGCGUGGACUCCAUUCCGUUGGAGUGGGAUCACACGGGAGAUGUGGGAGGCUCCUCCUCUCCAGAGCAGGAGGAAGAAGAACCAUAUUACAGUGCUCUCUCGGAUGUAGAAAUCCCUGAAAAUGCCGAGGCAUAUCUUAAAAUGACCACAAAAUCUUUGAAAGCAGCUUCUGGGGAGUCUGUUUCUGAAACACACACGUGGCACUCUCCAGAAAGCCCAGUUUGCCGAAAACAUCCAUACAACCAGGGAGAGAUGGUUAGAAGUGUCCUGUUGAACAGUCCGGACACAAGCACUCCCUACAACCCAGGCUAUGUGAAACAGCUGAGCACUGGGAGCCUGGACAGCAUGAAGGAGAUCUCUGGGAUGUUGCCUGGCGACGAACCCCAAGAUAGCCAGAGCCUUGUUGGUGUUGCAGAUAUAGAGAAACAACCAGGAGGCCUCGGGCGAUGGGAGCUCAUGCAAGCCCGAGAUUUAAGCAACAAGCUGAGAAUGAAGCAGAAUCUUCAGCAGUGGCAACAGCUGAACUCUGACCUCACCAACAUCAAUGCUUGGUUGGAUAAAACGGAAGAGGAACUGGAAAAGCUGCAGGAGGCAGAACCGGCCACCAGCAUCCCAGCCAUCCACCAAAGAGUCAAGAAGCUGAAAGAUAUGCUGAAAGCCUUUGAUAACUACAAGGCCCUUGUGCUGUCUGUCAACCUGACCAGUAAGGACUUUAAGCAAGCAGAUAGCAUGGGAUCCAAAGAGCUUCAGAACAGGCUUCGGCGGGUCAAUUUACGCUGGGAGAAGGCAAAUCUUUUGAUGGGAAACUGGAGGAAGAGUUUACAAGAAGCCCUGAUGGGCUGCCAGGAUUUCCAUGAGCUCAACCAGAAACUGCUGUUGUGGUUGGCUGGUGCAGAGAUUCGGCGGCAUCAGGCGCAGGUUAAGGAUCUGAAUGCCGACCCUCACAAAAUACAGGAGAGUCGAAAAGACUUAAUGCAACUAGAAAAAGAGCUUCUGGAACGGCAGCUUCAAGUAAACACUCUGCAGGAGAUUUCUACACACUUGCUUGCCAAAUCCGGUGGAGGAGAUUAUAUUGAAGCUGAUGAAAAGGUUCACGUUAUUGGGAAGAAACUGAAACAGCUUCUUGAAGGAGUCUCACGUGAUUUAAAGGUCUCGCAUGGAAGCCAGGAUGCAAGUGCAUUUCUGCCAGAUGUGGAUGAAUUGGACUCGGGGGGCUCUCGCCAGCUACCAGGGAGACCUUGCAUGUACAAAAACAAGGCUGAUGGAAGGAGCGCCUUGGAGAGUAAGAGCAGCACCGAUAUUAGAGCGGAGGGUAGGGAUGAAGCCACUCCAGCCACCCCCAAGACCUGUGGCUUCUUCUACCGUGUCUUGCGGGCAGCACUGCCUCUUCAGUUGUUCUUCCUUCUCCUGCUGCUUUUGGCCUUCCUGGUCCCUUCUUCAGAGGAAGAUUACAGCUGCACACACAGCAACAACUUUGCCCGGUCUUUCUAUCCAAUGCUGAGAUACACCAAUGGUCCUCCGCCGACUUAACACGCCCGGUGGGUUUUGCACUGAACCAAAAUGAAUUUCCUCCACGGCCACUUCUUUUCAUGCUGCUAACGUCUCUCUGAGGACUUCACAGCUAAAGUUUCUCUCCAGCUUCAUGGUGUCUUCCCACCCAGGCUUAACUAGCCCUGUUGUGUAACUAUGACGGUGUGCCUGUUCUAUUAGCCAAGAUCUCUAUCGUGGCUGACAGUAAUGGAAGCAGCAACCUUCAGCUCACUCAGCUGCUCUCCACACAAGGGGACACAUCACACUUCCCAUCUCAAAAAGUAGAUCCUUCAGCAAUUUCAAUAUUUGGGGUGGGCAGGAAAAGGGUGCAGGGUGCUCAUUCCUCAUAGUUUUGUACAGAAAAUACUUUUUCUAUAUAUUUUUGAACUGCAAGCAAUGUACUUUAUACUUUUGCACAAUGUGUAAUCAAUCGGCUGCUGGUCUUUGUGCCAGGAGGUCUACUGAAUUCUCAAGAUGGUGUUGUCUUAGCAUUGAAGUAAUUUCUCUAGCUAAUGAUGAAUGCCAUAGAGCACAAUCGCCCAGGAAGUUUUCUUUUGGAGGCCCCAUUGAAAUUAAUGGAAGAAAGUAGGGCUUGCAGAGGAGAACUUCUCAGUGGAUUGAUACCAUUGUUUUUGAUAUGGCAGAGAGAAUCCUCUUUUGGUAGUGCUUUGCAUGCACAGAAAUCACAAUAUCUACUUCUGUACUUUGAUAUUGUAGUGGAAAGAAAGGUUUGAUUUUUUUUUAAUGUUACACUUCAAUAUUUUAGCAAUGUUUCCAGGACAAAACUUUUAGUACGUAGAACUACUGCCUUGUCUCAUGUCUUCUUUUGUACUUUUUUUUUAAAUAAAAAGAAAUGACAAUGCCGUUUGCAAGUGGCUUAUAUUGUUCAGUUUUAUUUAAAAAAAAAGAAAUGCUGAACAUAAUUAGUGUUGAUUAUCUCACAUGUAUACAAAUGAAUGAUGUAAACUUGUGGCUUUUUAAUCAAAAGACGUUUACUUUUUAAUCUUUUUUGAAUAAUCUACAGUAAGUCAAAAGAAAGAUCUCUAGAUUUUUAAAAAAUUCUUAAAGGGCACAAUCAAUCCUUAUGCCACUUCAGCAAAAUGCAUGGGCAGAGAGAACACCAUAGGGCCCCACUGCUUCUCAGAUUCUGCACGUUACAUUCAAAUUAAUUCCUAGUUGAAGCAGCCUUGGCAGUGUAAAGUAAAUGACAUGCCGGUUCCUGGAUAGUAGAGGGAGGCCUAGAUGGAGAAACAGGAAGCAAGCACUGGCCCUUAUGGUCUGAAACCUCCAUGCACGCACAGCACAGCUUUAAUUGUAUAUUAGCCACCAUAGCUACAUUGAGCCUCCAUGUGCUGAGGCAGUGUAUCACUGGAUACCAGUUGUUGAGAGGGUUGGAGAGCAGCAGGGUUGAACUACUACUUGUGGGUUUCUUGGAGCAAUUUGAUUAGUCCAUUGCUAGAAACAGGAUGCUAUCCUAGGCAGAUCCAGGGCUCCUCUUAUUCUCAGGGGGACUCGCACCCUAACAUUGUAAGAUUUAUCACAUUUAAAGUGAAAGUGAACUCAGGCCGGUGGUAAGAGAGCUGAAUGGUUUCAUCUGAAUCCAAAAUAUGUUGAUUCUAUGUACAAAUUCCAUCUUUUUUCCCUCAUUAAAAUUCUGCUGCUGUGUGCAGUAACCCUGA